UUGAUGUCGUGUGCGUGAUAAGAAGUGUGAAAAAUAUGGCUGCAUUUUUGAGGUUUUUAGAGUUCUCCAACUGCAUUGUCUGUUUUUCUGACAGAGAUUGUACGGCUUGAAGUGGUCACGAGAGACCGCACGUUACAAAUGGCUCAGGAAGAGCAUUUCAUCUGCCGAGAAACAUUUCAGGAGGAUCAAGAAGAAGAUGAGAUUGAUCUUCCUGAUGAUGAGGCAAACCUGGAGAAACAACUGUCUAGUUUCCGCCAGCAGUGGAAAGAAGAACUAGCCGGUAGUCUGGACACAGAGACCAACGGUCAACCAAAGAAGAAUGAAGAUGAAAAUAAAGGGGUAGACCAGGUGGCUAGUGGUCAACCUAGUUGGAAUGUAAAGCAAGGUCAGAGAAAAACCACUGGUCAGUCAUUGGGAACCAGUGGUCAUCAAGUAGAGAAAGAGCUGGAGAUUGUCGGUGGUCAAGAAGAGCAGACCAGCACUGAUAAUAGAUCUGCCAAAUUGACAGCCAGCAGUUAUCAGAGAUCAGAGAAGGUAACAGCAGAUGAUGGCAGUCAACAGGUCUGCAGUGAUGCGCAAGGUUCUAUUACAGACAAGGUAGCCAGUCUUCAGGCUUCAGGUUCAAGUAAUCUUUCCUUGCAGACCCAAGAGAGUCCAGUGAAUGAUGAAUCUCUGUCAACCAAAACUAGGAGAGAAAGCGAGAUGUCAGUAGCUGACAUCGAGAAAGAGGAUGACGAUAGUGAUCGAGAAAACAUUCAGGCCAAGGCAAAGGCUCUGUUCAUCCAAGGUGUACAUGCAGAGAGAAAAGGCAAACUGACAGAAGCUAUCUGUAAAUAUCGUCACGCUAUUCAGCUCAUGCCUGAUGUGGAGUCUAAGAUCACUGAUUAUACCAUCAACCGAGCCAUGCAAGAUGAAGAUGAUGAUAUUCAAGACGGGUACCAAGAUGAUGACAGUGAUAACGAUACUCAAGAUGAUGGAAUGGAGGACUUGGUAUCGGAAUUAAAGUCACUGACUACAAAUGAUAUCAAGUCUCACUGUGAUCCUAAGUUCCCUCAGUCGAGUACACACAUCUCAUCACUGCCGAUUGAGCUUCUUCUGUACAUCUUUCGUUGGGUGGUGUCCAGUGACUUGGAUUUGAGAUCCCUGGAAGUACUUUCCUCUGUGUGUCGUGGAUUUUAUGUCUGUGCAAGAGACCCAUCCCUGUGGCAUAGAGCUUGUCUUAGUCUCUGGGGUCGGAAUUGCUGCAAGACAAAAGACUACAGCAGCUGGCGGCAGAUGUAUCUGGAGCGCCCUCACCCUAACUUCAACGGUGUGUACAUCACUAAGAAUACGUACUUCAGACAAGGUGAAACAGACCUUGAUGGGUUGUAUCGACCGUGGCACAUGGUGGAAUAUUAUCGCUAUGUCAGGAUGUUUCCUGAUGGUGUAAUAAUGAUGUACAGUGCACCAGAUGAGCCUAAGCUGGUUGUCAGUAAAAUCAAGAAUAAGAAUUCAUCUUUACCAGGCAUUCUGAUUGGACAGUAUGGGAUUGUAGAUGACAUGGUUAAAGCAAUACUUCGUAGAGAGAAUACCGUGGACUAUGAAUCUGGAUUCAAUCGCUACAUCAGGUUCAAACGCAACAAGAAUGUGAAAAAUGACAUCAGCUACACAUUCCACUUGGAAUUUAGUGUGCGAUCUGCCGGCCAUCAUCCAAACUGCAAGUUGGAAUGGAAGAGCUAUUGGUGUCAAACCCACCACAGACCCACUGGUAAUACUAGCGUUGCAGACUUUGAAGUAGAUGGCUAUAAACCACUCAUAUUCAGCCGAGUAAAGAGCUACACUGUCAACACAGACAAACCCAUGUAGACUCUACAUCAACGUGAUCAAGGAGUGUGUCAAGCUAGGAGGUGUAAGGGCAGAGAGACGACCAUGCUGAAUCUACUUCACAUAAGAAGUUUGUCAAUGGCAUAGGGUUUUAAUCUAAUUGUGAUUUUCCUACUCUAAAAAUGAGUGCUAUGUAAUCUUUGUGUGUAAAGACUGUCAAAUAAAGUUAUAGCAAGAAAGUUUAAGAAAGAACAAAUCCACACAGCAAAGCACAAUGUAGGUAGAUAAGAUACACAUGAGCAUCAUGAUGAUGCUACCAUCAAUCGUCAUCUGAAUAUACAUUGAUAUUUUGUUCCUAUUCUUUGGUGCAACUUUUCUUUAUGCUGCUACAAUCUUGUUUUUCUUCUCAACUAGCAACCAAAUUGAGGCUCGAAGGAAACAAUAGUCUGAUUCCUUUUUAUGAAAUGAGAAGUAGACAAGCCAGUAAAUGCCAGUAUUCCUUUGUCUGUACAGGGAACCUGACACACUACAUGUCGUGGUGAAGGUUUAUAAUCUGCAGAGAAACACCAUUCAGUGUACAUGUAGAACCAAAAUAUGUACAUUAUGGAAGCUUUGGUUGGAAAUCAAGUCUUAAAAAAUAGUCUUUGCACCUUGAAGACUAAACAAUAUUAUGCCAUGCGCCGAUUUUUGACCGUUUUCAUGGCUAUAAUAAUGGUUUAUUUUGGAGGUUUUAUUGUCCAUGAUGCAUGUGAUGGUGUUUCCAGUCUUUAAUAACUGUUUUGGGUAUAAAUUAAUAAACCCCCUGAAGUGAUACAAAUAAUGUUUGAGAGCGCUUUCACGCAGUCAACAAUUCUGGGAUUUUCUUGUGUUCUUGCAUUGUAGCAGAAUAUACUCAAUUGGUGAAAUUUCCAUUUCACUUGGCUUUGCCUCAUGAAAUAGAAUAGUCCAGAUUUCACUUGGUGAUUAUAUUAUGUGACAAUACACACCCAUGUAUUUGUAGGAUUUAGCUCUAAACUCAGAGAUAACUUUGUUUUGGCAAGUUGUGAAUUCUAGGGAAUACUUUCAGAGAAGUUUCAUGGACUGAGAAGAGAGCCACUUUCUUUUAAAAAAAAGUGAACUUUUAUCAGAAACUGAUGACUGCUUUUAAAGUUCAUGGUUUGGUUAGUGUUUACAUUGGAUGUUCAUAGCACACCCUUUAAAGCCAUUGGACCCUUUCGGUAAACAGUGUUGUCCAAGGCCCACACUUUGUGUACCACAACUUCUAUA
Asterias rubens (European starfish) is the source of this 3069-nucleotide messenger RNA. RefSeq names its product F-box only protein 9-like. The record is from RefSeq and is a predicted model, not a curated record. Gene Ontology annotation, molecular function: protein binding. Gene Ontology annotation, biological process: SCF-dependent proteasomal ubiquitin-dependent protein catabolic process. Gene Ontology annotation, cellular component: SCF ubiquitin ligase complex. The coding region runs from base 139 to 1845 and encodes 568 amino acids. The transcript is spliced from 12 exons. NCBI's taxonomy places the organism in Eukaryota, Metazoa, Echinodermata, Asteroidea, Forcipulatida, Asteriidae.